UAAAAAAACACACUUUUGUUUAUAUUCUGUUUGCAAUUUAUUAACACAUUUUUAUAUAACUGUUUAGAUUUAUUUAAAGUUGUAUUGAAAACAUGGCCUUAUUUCAAAUGAAAUGGCUGCGCCGCUUGGUGAGACGUAACACUAAUCCCAUACCAGAACUACAGGCUGCUGUGUGGAAACGCCGCUUGAGUAUUACAUAUGCCGUGGUGGCCUGGAAUGCUUUCGGGUUUGUUUGCUACAUGGUGUUCAGUGGACGCAGCGACUGGGCCCAAUAUUAUGGCUACAAAACAGAGGAUGAGAAAAAAGAGUCACAGGCGGUGCAAUUCAGCAAACGUUUAAAUGUUGAAAAGGGUAAAAUUAUUAGAUAUUCCGGAUUUACCAAAAUAGACGAACUAGAAUUUGAUAAUACCAAGGAAAAGGAGAAUUAAAAUAAAGUGUUUAUUAAAAUCUAAAGAAAAAUAUAAAAUUUUAUUUGCCAAAUAA
This is a messenger RNA of Calliphora vicina (urban bluebottle blowfly), 483 nucleotides long. RefSeq lists its product as uncharacterized. Lineage: Eukaryota; Metazoa; Arthropoda; Insecta; Diptera; Calliphoridae. The transcript has a single exon. The coding region runs from base 93 to 428 and encodes 111 amino acids. The record is from RefSeq and is a predicted model, not a curated record.